Messenger RNA from Lytechinus pictus (painted urchin), 4366 nucleotides. RefSeq lists its product as uncharacterized. The transcript is spliced from 7 exons. Gene Ontology annotation, biological process: negative regulation of substrate adhesion-dependent cell spreading; negative regulation of cell motility; regulation of Arp2/3 complex-mediated actin nucleation. NCBI's taxonomy places the organism in Eukaryota, Metazoa, Echinodermata, Echinoidea, Temnopleuroida, Toxopneustidae. The record is from RefSeq and is a predicted model, not a curated record. Bases 453 to 1838 code for a protein of 461 amino acids. Gene Ontology annotation, molecular function: AP-1 adaptor complex binding.
GUACACAUCAUAUCAUUAUUGGAGGCGUCACCACUUUGUCAGAGUCAUGUGAGAGAAAUCGUUUAAAAACCUUUUUAUGAUGUCUAUGCUGCCAAGCUCAACGUCAAGAAGAUCGGAACUGUAUAUUCUGUAUUUUUAAUUUUGACUGCGAUAUGUUUGGACUCCUAAUUCUGCAAAAUGUGGUGUUAUUAGCCGAAAACAUGGUCCCCGCUUCGUCAGCGUAAUUGAAGAAAAACAAUCGUCCGUUCAGUUCAGCUCAGCUGGAGAGAGCGGACGAUCUCCGGAUUUUCCCCCGAGUCUGGAGCGAGGAGGGGUAUAGGCCUACCGUUACGGCGUUUGGUGUAGACGGUACGCCGGCACAUGACAUUUCUGCAGACUUCAAGUUUCAACUGAGACUUCUUUCCUUUGAUAAUUUAUUGUCAACUACCAGUACCAGCGAUACUAAAACAAAAAUGGGAAAUUGCCUGAAAUCAUGCUUUGGGAGAGUAAAAUCAAAGAAGACAGAUUAUUUUUCAGGACGGUUCAACAAUUCAUCAAUCGACAUUGAGUUUGAAAACCUUAUCGAGGAUGAUGAUGAACAGAGGAACCAUGAUGUUCUCACAGACGAUGAGAGAAACCUCCUUCUGAAUAGACGCUAUACUGAUCUUGUUCAAGAACAACAGAAAAUUGAUGCCAAACUUGACAAAGAGUUGGCAUUAGAAGAAGAGAAUGCGCGGUUAGAAGAAGAGGCUUACAAUGCAGCCAAGCAGGAAGCUUCCCGGGCCACCAAGAGGGCAAGGUUACUUGAGAUGGAGAAACAAAGAACGAAGUCACAGCAGAGCAAUGGAUCAACCAAGGCGUGGCUCGGAGAUGAUGCGGGAGAUUGGGAGAUAGCAACUGAGGAUGAUUUUGAAGCAUUCCUAGACACAGUAAAAGCAAAGUCUGAAACUGUGAGAGCAAGUGUGGCCUCCAUGUUGAACAACUCCACAACAACAACAACUACCACCACCACCACUACCACUAAUCAAGCCGUUGCCAAGCAACUGAGUACCAACACUACUACCCCCAUGAUCCACCAAUCCCCUACCUCUAUCAAGCCAACAUCUUCAGAUACCCCAAGCAAAAUGUCACAAAACCCAUCAGUGAUGAGCUCUAGUCCCAGUCCAGCGGGAGCCUUGACUAGUGCUGUCCCACCAGAUACGCAAUCUGGCCAGUUUAAUAGCCUGAGGACCCAGGGGGGUAAGCUAGGGUCGUCCAACGAUGAAGGAGUCAAGGGGCAAGUUGGUGGAUCAGGGCAGGUUGACCAACACCAGGCUUCUAAUAACCCUGAUGUGAUCAGUGAGGCUAGUCAAAGGGCUAAUCCUCAGGGAGCGGGGAAGUCUACUUCCCAGGGAGCGGGGCAGAAUGGUUUGACAGAGGGAGAUGGACAAGAAGGAAAGAUGUCAUAUUACAUCAAACCAGGGUCCAAGUCAUCAAAUCACCAUGACGAUGAUGACUCUGACGUGGAGUGGGAGGCCGACUUUGUAUCCGCCGAUUCCCCCUCCGAGCCGAUCACAAUCACACCGCAGUCAUCCCCAGCCAAGCUACCUACAACACAGUCAAUAGGCUCAUCCAACUCAACCACCAUUCCAUCUCGGCAUCAACCAGUCAAAACGGGUCUUCCAUCCAGCUCUAGGCCUAAUGGCUCUGCCUUAGCCAAUGGACAGCUACCUUACAAACAUGAGGUAGAUAAGGAGAUUGAGACCAGUUUGACAGAAGGCAAGGUGAAACCAAAAGGAGGAACGAAUCCUGUGAAGCCCAAGAAGACAUUAGACAUUGAUAUUGACAAGUUCCUUGAAGAACUGGACUUCGAUACAUGAUUGGAAUGAAUCAGAAUGUGUUUUAUUCGUUGCAAUACAACCUAUUAGAUAGACAAGUUCUAUUUCUAGUUGGUGUGUAGAAGAACCAGUUAGCUGAUGAAUUCAAUGGCAUGGAUGAGAUAUCAAAGCAAUGCUAACACUGCAUCCUUUGACAAGGCAUCAAUCCACUUUUUACCACCCCUCUCCCUGGUGUUAAAUGGGUACCUGGUAGGAAGUUAUAGCCAAUGUAGUAUGCCUAGCAAUUGAGUUUGGAACUCUCAUUGGAAUCCAGUUAAAACCAAUUAGAGCAAAACCAAUUGAAACCAGUUGGCCAACUGGUUUCAAUAGGGAAAUUGGAACAACUGGUUCCAAUUGAAACCAGUUGCCAAUUGGUUCCAGUUAAAACCAAUUGGGCAACUGGAACCAGUUGCCAAUUGGUUUCAAUCGGUUCCAGUUGAAACCAAUUAGGCAACUGCAUCUCGGUUGGUUCAAGUUGUUCCAAUUUCCCUAUUAAAACCAGUUGACUCCAAUUGGAGGCAGCUGGUUUCAAUUGGUUCCAGUUGAAACCAAUUGGAGGCAACUGGUUCCAGUUGAAAGCAAUUGGUUUCAAUUGGAACUUCCAGUUGGGAUGAACUUAAUUAGUUACAAAUUAAUUAGCAUUUGUACUAACUAUUGCUCAUGCCAACACAGAAGUAUGUCUAGUAAUACCAAUGUAAAGGGCAUUGAUAAAAUAUAGACUCUCAUACAUAUAUAUUUAUAUGGAGGACCUUCGAAUAUAUGUAUUUGUAUUUGAUGUCAUUUGGUAACAUAUGCAGUUAGUGGUGAACUAAUUAUUUUUUAAUCUAUUAUAAUUAUAAUCUAUAAUAUUUAAGAACAUGGUUUUCACUGCUAAGUAUUCUAAACAUUUAUCUUUAAAAAGUGUGGCACUUCAGAAUGAAAAGAAAUGAAUAGAUACAUUGUAAAUGAUGAUGAAUCACAUAAAACAUUAAUCUGUACACAUUGGCAGAUAAUAUGCAAAUCAACUGGUUUCAAUUGGAUCCAGUUGGGUAACUGGAAAAAUUUCCAAUUGGAAACCAAUUGGAAGUCAUUUCCAGUUACCCAACUGGAUCCAGUUAGGUUAAGUUAUAGGUUAGGGUAGGAUUUCCAGUUACCCAACUGGUUCCAAUUAUUAGAAGUCAUUUCCAGUUACCCAACUUUCCAGUUAGAAGUAAUUUCCAUUUACCCAACCGGUUCCAGUUAGGAUUUCCAGUUACCCAACUGGUUCCAGUUAGAAGUCAUUUCCAGUUGGAAGAAAUUUCCAGUUACCCAACUGGAUCCAGUUAGGAUUUCCAGUUACCCAACUGGUUCCAGUUAGAAGUCAUUUCCAGUUGGAAGACAUUUCCAGUAACUCAACUGGUCCCAGUUAGGAUUUCCAGUUGCCCAACUGGUUCCAAUUAGUUUCAAUCGGAAAUUGUUAUAUUCCAGUUAAAACCAAUUGAAACCAGUUGAAACCAAUUGAAAAUCCAACUGGUUUCAAUUGGAUUUUGGUCCUGGGUUUGCUGGAGAAAGUGCAUACAUUGUGUGCGGGCAAGCCAGGGUUAUAUGUAUACACCUUAAAAGUGCUUAGAGAUGUCGUUUGGUGUAUGAAUUGCUACAUAAAGCGGAAUAUCAUCACUAUUAGAUACAUGAUUUCAUGCUAUUCAAGUGGGCGGAAGGAUGGCACAAUUGAUCACCCCCCCCCCCUCCCCAAGCAAUAGGUUCGCUGCUCGAAUCUGCACCAGUGAACUCAUAGGCCAAUUCACAAAGUUUGCAUUGAAUCCGUAGUUUGAAACUGUUUUAUGCAGAUGUCAUCCAUUAAUUUUAAUAAAUUCAGUAUUCUUUGUCAAUAUACACACAUAUUUACCAAGAGCAUCCCAUGCAUAAUGCAUGCUUAUGCCUCAGAUCCGAGUGCUUAAUUGAUGCUUGUUACUAAAUCUUUGUGAAACACCCCCCUGUAUAAGGAGCCACUGUUUAAAUUGAUUGGUCCAAACAGUGCUGUAAGCAGCACUGUGAUAAAAGUAUGCAUUCAUCAUUGUAGCAUUCUCUCAUUAUAUGCCCUGAAUUCAGCAUAAUUUAUAAAUGAAACAGCAUAACCCGUGUUUCCAACCACAGAUCCGAAACCACCCUUUUAAUUCAGGCCCAUGAGUUCAUUGAUGGUUACAUGUAUAUGAUGGUUCACCUCAAUAAUUUAAUGUUAAGAGUCUAUGGAAUUGGGAUCAUUUUCAUUAAGAAUAUAUCGUCACCUGGCUAGCGGGAGGGUGUGUUAAAGGGGAAGUUCACCCUGACAAAAAGUUAAUUGUAAAAAAUAGCAGAAAAAAUUAUUUAAAAUAUUGCCGAAGGAUUGAGAAAAAUUCAUCAAAGAAUCAAAAAGUUAUUAAAAUUUUGAUUAUUUGAUUUGUGACGUCAUAUGCGAGCAGCUUUCCUACAUAUAUGGUAAAAAAUCAAUGAAAUGUCAUUUUCUCAGAAAAUUGAAAAUGGUUUUUACUGUACCUUCAGUUUUUCAAUAGACAAAUCAUUUCACACCCGUUCCU